AAAGUGUUGUUUACGCCUACGCCAGAUUGAAGAUGGCCGCUGGAGACAACAGUGGCAGGCUUCCUUGCCUCGGUUUCUCGGGACCGGGGCCAUUAGGAAACAGUCAGCCAAGCAACAGCGUUUUCUCAAUGCCAGCAUCCAACGGGGGAGCGGCCGGUGGAGUCGGAGGAGUGCAGGGGACCGCGAGGCGUCCAAACCCGCAACUCGGGCCUGGCGGCGGAGACAGCAGCGGUGUUUCGAGCGGAGCGCAGCCGAAUGCGCAGAACUCCCAUCAGCACUCCGCUGCCGCAGCGGCCGGAGCCAUGGCCGUCCCCGCGUCUAACAUGGCCACGACCGCCGCGUCGAACGCCUCGCAUGCUACAGCUCCGACGGCCGCACCGGGUGCGGCGUCCGUGCUAGUGUACCGAGAGCCAGUGUAUAACUGGCAAGCAACGAAGAGCACGGUCAAGGAAAGAUUUGCGUUCCUCUUCAACAACGAGGUACUCAGCGACGUGCAUUUCUUAGUCGGCAAGGGAAUGGGCGUUCAGAGAAUACCGGCGCACAGGUUCGUUCUCGCUGUCGGGAGCGCCGUUUUUGAUGCGAUGUUUAACGGCGGGAUGGCGACCACAUCGACGGAAAUCGAGCUUCCGGACGUGGAACCAGCUGCUUUUCUGGCCCUGUUGAAGUUUCUGUACUCCGAUGAAGUACAGAUUGGGCCUGAAACUGUCAUGACCACACUGUACACAGCCAAAAAGUAUGCGGUUCCAGCCCUGGAAGCUCACUGCGUGGAAUUUCUCAAGAAGAACCUGAGAGCAGACAACGCUUUCAUGCUGCUCACUCAGGCUCGGUUGUUUGAUGAGCCACAGCUCGCCAGCCUUUGUUUAGAGAAUAUUGAUAAGAACACUGGAGAUGCUCUUGCUGCAGAAGGAUUCACAGACAUCGAUUUAGAUACAUUGGUUGCAGUUUUGGAGAGGGACACUCUGGGAGUGAGAGAGGUGCGAUUGUUCGGAGCUGCUGUGCGUUGGGCGGAGGCCGAAGCUCACCGACAGCAGCUGCAGUCCACGCCUGAAAACAAACGCAAAGUCCUGGGAAAAGCUCUCACUCUCAUUCGCUUCCCGCUCAUGACCAUUGAAGAGUUUGCUGCAGGUCCAGCCCAGUCCAAUAUUCUGACUGAUAGAGAGGUGGUGAGUCUCUUCCUCCACUUCACCGUGAACCCAAAGCCUCGCGUGGACUUCAUCGAUCGGCCGCGGUGCUGCCUCCGCGGGAAGGAGUGCAGCAUCACGCGCUUCGGACAAGUGGAGAGCCGCUGGGGAUAUAGUGGGACAAGCGACCGCAUACGGUUUUCUGUAAACAGAAGGAUAUUCAUAGUUGGAUUUGGACUUUAUGGCUCCAUACAUGGACCUACAGACUACCAAGUCAACAUACAGAUAAUUCACACAGACAGUAACACUGUACUGGGGCAGAAUGACACCGGCUUCAGUUGUGACGGCUCAGCAAACACCUUCAGAGUCAUGUUCAAAGAGCCGGUGGAAAUUCUGCCUAACGUCAACUACACAGCCUGUGCUACUCUUAAGGGUCCAGAUUCACAUUAUGGAACUAAAGGAAUGCGAAAGGUUACGCACGAGUCGUCAUCUACUGGCACAAAGACCUGCUUCACCUUCUGCUACGCAGCGGGCAACAAUAACGGCACUUCAGUAGAAGACGGACAGAUUCCUGAGGUCAUCUUCUACACAUAGUUUCCUCAGACUUCCCAGCAAUCUUCCAUCAAAUGUGACGGCAGCGCAAGGCCACGCCAAAGCAACCAGGCACCAGACUAAUCUGGCAGACUUCAUACUUCCAUGAAAUGCACUAUUAUUCCUGUUUAGCGAUAUCAGUCCCUCAAACGAGGCAAGACUGAAGACGGCCUCUGACUCGAGGAAGGAGGAGUCUCUCAGAUUAUUCACAGUAUUCGUGGUAUUGCUUUGGAUUGGCAGCAUAAAGCUUGACAAGGAAUUCUACUUAAAGAUAUAAUUAUUUGACUUCCUGUUCUCAGCCAGCAUUAGUCACAACUGUAUGAAUGUACAGCUAAUCAAAUUUGCCAAAACAACACCCUCAUUAGCUUUUGCAAACGACUAGAAUUUCACUCUUUGAUGUUAGUUUGAACUUCCGUAGGCGGACAGAGCUCAUAGGUUUUAGGGAAUCGUGGCAAAUGGAAACCAAAUGUCCUUCAUUUUAGGAAUAUGAAUAAGAUGAGCAAAAUUAACAUUUUCUGUUCUACAGUUCAGUCUGUGAUAAUCUCUUGUCUUUGCUUGGUAGUUGCCUAUACCCAAGAAACCUUGCACUUCUUGGCCUUGCAUUUGUGUAUUGCGUUGCUCAAUGAAUGCACACUAACUUUUGAGACAUUUUUCUUUGUAGCUUUGUUUUAAAAAGUGUGAUCGGAAGAGAUAUCCUCAAAGGUGCAGAAUUUAAAGGGGUCAUGUAUCACAGUGGCAUUUAUUACCAUUAUGUAUGUAACUUGAAAUAAUUAUCCAUUAAAAAUCAAAGAAAAUGC
Messenger RNA from Oryzias latipes (Japanese medaka), 2509 nucleotides. Its product is annotated as BTB/POZ domain-containing protein 2. Gene Ontology annotation, cellular component: P-body; cytosol. NCBI's taxonomy places the organism in Eukaryota, Metazoa, Chordata, Actinopteri, Beloniformes, Adrianichthyidae. Gene Ontology annotation, biological process: neurogenesis. The record is from RefSeq and is a predicted model, not a curated record. Gene Ontology annotation, molecular function: protein binding.